AUGGAGUCCGGCGCAACCGUGCGUAUCCAUCCAGUAGUCUUAGCGUCAAUUGUGGAUGCCUAUGAAAGACGGAAUGAGGGCACUGAAACGGUUAUUGGAACACUACUGGGCUCCGUUCACAAAGGGAUGACGGAGGUUACUAAUUGUUUUGGUGUUCUCUAUGCCGAAUCCGAUGCCAUUGUGCUGAUGGACCUCGAACUGCGCAAGAGCAUGAGCCAGUUGGAAAGAAUGGUCAAUCGUAAUCAGAGGAUGGUCGGUUGGUAUGCGACCGGGAGUGAAAUAACCGAGUACUUCAAACUCAUUCAUCAAGUUUACUAUAUGCAGUCGACAAACUCGGAGGUAUUAUUCCUAUUGGUGGACGUUAGCUUAUCUGUCGGCGACAAACUGGGAAUCAAAGCCUAUCUUAGCCGACCACUUGGUAUCCCUGGUGGGACAAGAGGUAUUGUCUUUGUACCGCUGGAAGUGGAAAUUGAGUUCUACGCUGCUGAACGGUGCGCAGUAGAAAUGAUGGCAUCAGCUAUCAACCCCAAAUGUCAGUUGCAGCCAGAAAUUAGUCAACUGUCGGCCACGGGAGAGCUUGUGGAACAGACUUCGCAACUUAGUUUCUCUUCACCCAAGCCAUCAGUCGGUGGAAACUCACCCCUACCGAUUUUUUGGACAGCAGUCAUUGCAGCUAGUCAAAUGAGCUGGAGCCAAAAUGAUCUACAUUCGCGCUUGAAGGUAGAUGAAGAGCCAUCAGGUGCAUAUUACACUCCUGCGGCUGUGCCGAAAUGUCGGAAGAAAAAGAGACGCCCAGCAUAUACGUCCACGCCAUCAGCAACCUCGCGUUCUGCUACAAAGACCCCGCAGUCUCCGAUUAGUCAACUGUCGGCCACGGGAGAGCUUGUGGAACAGACUUCGCAACUUAGUUUCUCUUCACCCAAGCCAUCAGUCGGUGGAAACUCACCCCUACCGAUUUUUUGGACAGCAGUCAUUGCAGAAUCACAUGCUCUGCUCUCUCGAAUCGACAAAGAUCUACACUACAGGCAACAGGUCCUACUCGAUUCCGUUUCGCACUGCCUAACUGCGGAGGGUGCUUAUCGAUUGGCACUUCUGUGGCGGCACCUGGGUAACCUGAUCCGAUGGUCUGCGGUGACAGAAUUAACUGACCAUGCUUUAGAAACCAUUCGAUAUCUUGCUCAGUAA
Opisthorchis viverrini is the source of this 1185-nucleotide messenger RNA. RefSeq lists its product as hypothetical. NCBI's taxonomy places the organism in Eukaryota, Metazoa, Platyhelminthes, Trematoda, Opisthorchiida, Opisthorchiidae. Gene Ontology annotation, molecular function: translation initiation factor binding; translation initiation factor activity; metallopeptidase activity. The transcript has 5 exons. Gene Ontology annotation, biological process: translational initiation. Bases 1 to 1185 code for a protein of 394 amino acids. Gene Ontology annotation, cellular component: eukaryotic translation initiation factor 3 complex, eIF3m. The record is from RefSeq and is a predicted model, not a curated record.